AUGGGCAACUGGCUGGAGAUCGGUUACGAGGACGAUCAACUUGCUGGAACGGCGACGCCCGGGAGGUCGCCACCGCCGGCCUCAAACCCGCGAGCGACCUCCAGUGCCUUCGACAAAGUCGUGUACUGUUUCCGUAGGAAUUUGGAAUACAUACGCUACAGAAAUUGGUGGCAGCGGUGGGAUAGAAUGGGAAAAAACAAGCCUACGAAACAAGCCCCCGUCGGUUCAACACCGAACUUAACGGCAAAGUUGGAAUCAGUGGACAUUUCGGAUUCGGCCACUGCAUCUCCCACCACCCGAGCGGCGGUCGUUCCAGACCCUGGUCCCAGCAUCUCUGAUAUACGCGUGAACGCUGACGUCGGCCGCUCGACCAUCAGGCCGCCCAACCCCUUGCAUCCUGGGGACGACUACUAUCUAUGGGCGUGCCGUGCCAAGAGUUUUCUUCGAGGGCUGAACUCAGAAACUGCUAGCGCUUAUCUCAUCUCCCUGUUGGACGACGCGGCCCUGCGCCAGCUAAUGUCGACAGGAGUGAUGCUGGAAGAACCGGUUGAAAAGUUGUUCGAAGCCCUUCAGCGGCUUUUUGGAUACCGUCAACCUCCGGCUUUGGCGCUAGAGUCAUUCUGGAACCGGCGGCAGCACACCGGAGAGUCAGCUGACUCUUAUGUCGGCGCCCUGCGUGAGCUGUCUCUCCUGGCCUUUCCGGAAGAAUCCGCUGAGCGACGCGAGUUGGAGAUUUUGAAGAGAUUUACCCUUGGUGUGGCGAACUCUGAACUGUAUGCCAAAUUCAUACGGAAACAGUACACGAGUUUGUCGAAGGCACUGGAGGUCGCUCGCGGGUUUGAGGCCGCUGAGCUGGUUCAGAGGGAAUCGGCGUCCGCCCAAGUCUACGCG
This is a messenger RNA of Dibothriocephalus latus, 891 nucleotides long. Lineage: Eukaryota; Metazoa; Platyhelminthes; Cestoda; Diphyllobothriidea; Diphyllobothriidae. The record is from the annotation of a GenBank genome assembly.